CCUCGCCGCGCUAUUGUGAUGGCUUGAAGACCCCUAAGGUCAGCGUAUCUUAUUGAACUGGCCAAUUAAUUUCAUUUAUCAAGAUUUAAUUGUACAAUUGAUCUGAUCACGACUUAAUACGAGUGACUGAAUAGUGCUCAAUGUGGGUGGUUAUAAAUUCAGUCAUAGCUUGCCAGCCUCUUGCAAAGCAGAACUACCCGCGGAGAAGGUUGUUUUCAAACAAAAUCACUCUAUCAAAAACAAUAAAAUGUCGAGUAAAUUGACAAAAUCAACAAACGAGAAGCCACCUCAUUCAUACAUCGCGCUCAUUGCAACGGCAAUCUUGAAAUCUCCAGAGAAGCGACUCACGCUGUCCGAGAUAAACGACUACCUAAUCAAACACUACACGUUCUUUCAAGGAGCGUACAAAGGAUGGAGGAACUCCGUGCGACACAAUCUCUCUUAUAACAAAUGCUUCACGAAGAUUCUUAAAGAUCCCAGUCGACCAUGGGGUAAAGAUAACUACUGGACAAUCAGUUCAUUGAACGAUUACCUCCAAGAAGAUGGGAGUUUCAGACGUCGUCGACGACGAAGACCUAAGGUGAAAAGUCAAGGAGCAAAACAAGAAGAAUAUGUUUCGGAAGAUGAUUCGAGCGAUAGCGAUAGUAAACAAGAGAAACACGGACGUCUAAACGAGUCUGAAAACGGAGAAGAUUGCAAAACGACGUUUAGGAGCUCUUUCUCUAUAUCCAGUAUUCUCGAGAAGAAAAAUCCAUCUAAAGAAUCGCGCCAUUCCUAUGCCGGAGCUGUCUGUCAUACAACUGACCUCGUGCCACCUGCUAUGUACCCACAUUACCCCCAGCAUCAACAAACACCCAACAUACUUCAUGUAAAUGGAACGACACGCGAGGCAAUGUGGUACCAUGAUCAGAGACAAAGAUACUCCUGGUUACUUACCGUAGCUCCUUAUCCAAGACACUUUCGUUGAUGUUUGAUGACCUUAAAAAAAUCAGUCCCUAAUUUUUUUUGAUAGAACAUUAACCUAUUUCAAGUUUGCAUAGAUCAUCGUCUUACUCAUGGGGAAAAGUACUCAACAAAUUAUUAACAGAUGUUGAUGUAAAUAUUGCUCAAACCGGAGCGAUAGGCUUCACAUGAAACAAUGAACAAGUAGCAGAUUACUGUAUUAUAAACAAUUCCUUAUCCCUGCGAGAAUUUUCAUUCUAUGUUACAAAAAUAAUAAACAUCAAAUAUCACUUCGAGUGUCAUUGGAAUUUUGUUGUUUUUGACCCCAAUGGCUUAUGAAAACAAACUCUUUAUUCAAAUGAAUAUUUGACAAUCAAUCUCCCGUAAGUGCUGAAAUAAGAUAAGCCUAACAUGUCGAUUGAUUUUUCAUCAUAAUGGUCAUUUUAUAAAUAGUAGAAAUUUUUAAUGGUUUUAUUGUAUUAAUCAGUAUAAAUGAUCACAUGAA
Xenia sp. Carnegie-2017 is the source of this 1447-nucleotide messenger RNA. RefSeq names its product forkhead box protein Q1-like. Gene Ontology annotation, molecular function: RNA polymerase II cis-regulatory region sequence-specific DNA binding; DNA-binding transcription factor activity, RNA polymerase II-specific. NCBI's taxonomy places the organism in Eukaryota, Metazoa, Cnidaria, Anthozoa, Malacalcyonacea, Xeniidae. Gene Ontology annotation, biological process: anatomical structure morphogenesis; cell differentiation; regulation of transcription by RNA polymerase II. The transcript is spliced from 2 exons. Bases 248 to 967 code for a protein of 239 amino acids. The record is from RefSeq and is a predicted model, not a curated record.